GGCACGGGGGAAGGCCUCGGGCCCUUUCUAAUGGGUGGUGAGGGCCCAGGCCCUCCAGGGAGGCUGGCGGUCACCGAGGGGGCCGUGGUCUUAGGGAGCACCAGCGCCGAGGGGGCUGUGGGUGCUUCUGCAGCCCCUGGAAACGCCGAACCUGCGGCCCCUGGGCAGCUCCCGGGUCUCGCAUAGCAAACGCUGGUCUCUGCGUCCCACUCCUCCGCAGCAGGGAGCGAAUAGGUCUUUCUCUGGGCUCCUGCGGGGCAUCACCCCGGCUGCUGGUCUCUCCGAGUGCUUUCUCAGGAACUGCCAAGUUUUCCUGGUUCGUCACGCCUUGCCUUCCAUUGCUUAGCAUCCUUCACAUCAUGCCGUGUCACACCCUGCAUAUCUGGCGUGUCUCUAAGUGCAGUAAAGAUGAAUACCCUGGCUCCCUUUCACUGUACAGAAAUGGGAUAUUUCAGAGCGAUGGGCAACAAGAAAACAUAAUAAUAAAGCAGAACACCCUGAAGUUAAGAGAUUUUGGAUCUUGUAGGAGUAUCUAUUCUCAGCAGGCACACAGUACCUCCCUACACUGGUACUGAGCACCUGAAUGUUUGCUUACAAAAGGGCUCUGUAGUUACAAAAUUGGCAUGUGGAGUCCUGGCUGUUUCUAUGAAAUCACAAGUUUCCAGCCUCUCUUUCUUGGAUAUAAUGAGCUGGACCACAUCUCAAAAAUCCAUGAAGUGAUAGGCACUCCUGGUAACAAAACUCCCAAAGUUCAGGCAAAAGGAAAAGGAAAGUCUUCUCUUGUGCACAACUUGCCUUUUAAAGGUUUCCAUUUCCUCUGUGCAAUCAUAAAAUAUGAGCCCAGUGAGAGAACUGCUGCCCAUCAAACCUUACAGCACCCUUAUUUUCAAGAACUCUGGCAAGUGACUUCAAAUCACUCCAGUUUUGAAGACUAAAGUCAAAAGGUGGAUCUUACUCAGUUUGGCACAUACAGUACUUCAAGGAUAUUGAUUUCCUAACAAGUUCCUUGCUGUUAAACCUCUGGAGACAACUUACACUUCUCUGGCUAAUGGAUGAAUAGGCAAACUUGAGUUUUCCCACCU
Messenger RNA from Haemorhous mexicanus (house finch), 1082 nucleotides. It is a transcript of the gene MOK, whose product is annotated as MOK protein kinase. NCBI's taxonomy places the organism in Eukaryota, Metazoa, Chordata, Aves, Passeriformes, Fringillidae. Gene Ontology annotation, biological process: intracellular signal transduction; protein phosphorylation. Gene Ontology annotation, molecular function: ATP binding; protein serine/threonine kinase activity. The record is from RefSeq and is a predicted model, not a curated record. Gene Ontology annotation, cellular component: nucleus; cytoplasm.